This is a messenger RNA of Pseudoliparis swirei, 5049 nucleotides long. It is a transcript of the gene mef2aa, whose product is annotated as myocyte enhancer factor 2aa. The transcript has 11 exons. The record is from RefSeq and is a predicted model, not a curated record. NCBI's taxonomy places the organism in Eukaryota, Metazoa, Chordata, Actinopteri, Perciformes, Liparidae. The coding region runs from base 418 to 1824 and encodes 468 amino acids. Gene Ontology annotation, biological process: cell differentiation; heart development; positive regulation of transcription by RNA polymerase II. Gene Ontology annotation, molecular function: protein dimerization activity; DNA-binding transcription factor activity, RNA polymerase II-specific; RNA polymerase II cis-regulatory region sequence-specific DNA binding.
AUGGAGUAGAAGACAGAGAAGUGGAGCUUGUGUAGCAAAGAGAGACCAAGGGACAAGCAGAGGAACAUCGUGUGAAGACGGGCCUCUUCGGGCUCUGAGGGAAGCAUCCAAAGCCAGCUGGUCUGGCUUUGAGCUAAAUUAAUGCACAGAGUGAAACAAAGGCAGCCGAAAGAAGAGGAAGUGCUGUAGACAGAAAGGAAGGAAGAAACAUGUAGGGGGGUGUAAUAGAGAAUGAAACAGCAGGUUCUGUGAACAACAACGACAAACAGAUUGUGGUGUUGAAGAGCACAUUGCGAAGAAGGACCAGCGUAUACAAGAAGAGAGACUGUUGCACAAUGUGCUAGGAGAGUGCGGGAAGAAAUCGUGUUGUUUUUCUGAUAUUGUCGAGGUGUCAGAGAGACCAGAAAGGACACAGCCAUGGGGCGGAAGAAGAUACAGAUCACCAGGAUCAUGGAUGAGAGGAACAGGCAGGUUACCUUCACAAAGAGGAAGUUUGGACUGAUGAAAAAGGCCUACGAGCUGAGCGUACUAUGUGACUGUGAGAUAGCUCUCAUCAUUUUCAACAGCACUAACAAACUGUUCCAGUACGCCAGCACAGACAUGGACAAAGUGUUGCUGAAAUACACAGAGUACAACGAGCCCCAUGAGAGCAGAACCAACUGUGACAUUGUGGAGGCGCUAAACAAGAAAGAACACAGAGGUUGUGAUAGCCCGGACCCCGAUGCCUCAUAUGUCCUCACUCCUCACACAGAAGAAAAGUAUAAAAAAAUUAAUGAGGAGUUUGAUAAUAUGAUGAGAAAUCAUAAAAUCCCCACAGCAUUGCCUCAGCAGAACUUCUCCAUGCAUGUGGCUGUGCCUGUAUCCAACCCGAAUGCCAUGUACCAGCCAGGAGGGACUCUGGGCAGCCAGGCCCUGGCAGCAGCCGCGGCCUCCCUGAGUGACAGCGGGAUGCUGUCCGCUCCACAGGCCUCUCUGCACAGGCAUGUGGGCUCAAGUGGAGGACAACAGAGGCCCACCAGUGCAGGGAACGGUUUUGUUAACCCCAGAGGCUCUCCAGGCGUCCUCAGCACACCCAGCGGCAAUGGCCUGGGGAAAGUCAUGCCCACCAAGUCUCCACCACCACCUGGAGGGAACAUGGGAAUGGGAGGCCGCAAGCCAGACCUACGGGUUGUUAUCCCUCCAUCGAGCAAAGGGAUGAUGCCCCCACUGUCGGAGGAGGAGGAAAUGGAUUUGAACAACCAAAGGAUAAGCAGCUCCCACUCCAGCCAGCCACUGGCCACUCCAGUCGUGUCUGUCACCACCCCCAGCUUACCCCCACAGGGACUGGUCUACUCCGCCAUACCCACCUCCUACAACCCAGCUGAGUUCUCCCUGAGCAGUGCGGAGAUCUCUUCCCUACAGGGCUUCAGCUCUCCUGGGCUCUCACUGGGCUCCAUGUCGGCAUGGCAACAGCAUCAACUGGGCCAGGCAGCUCUUAAUUCUUUGGUUGGUGGAGGUCACCUACCUCAGGGCUCCAACCUCUCCAUCAACACCAGCCAGAGCAUAAACAUCAAGUCCGAGCCCAUUUCGCCGCCACGGGAGCGUGUCCCCCCAUCUUGCUUUCCCCAUCAGCAGCUGCAGCAAGGGUCCAGCCGACAGGAAAUCCUGGGACGUUCACCCGCUGACAGCCUCAGCUCCUCCUGUAGCUCUUACGACGGCAGCGAUCGCGAGGACCACCGGCCAGACUUCCACUCCCCGUUGUGUCUGGGCAGGCCCCCUGCUGGCUCUGAGGACAGGGAGAGCCCCUCGGUCAAGCGCUUGCGCAUGGACACAUGGGUGACAUAAAAAGCUCCAAUGAAGCCUUCAGUCACCAGUCAGUCAGAGAGGGGGAGGGGUUAGACGUGGAGAUAAAAGAGAGAGCAAGGGUCCUUAAAGCUAUCAUUAUGAUACUAUUAUCCAACUCCAUUUCAAUUUGUAAGAUGACUGAGUGGCAAAUGUUAUAAGAUGUGUCAGGACAUAUCUAAAGUAAAUUCUUAAACUGAUACAGUAAGAUUUUUAAAAAAAGACUCACUUAGCUGGACUGAAUUAUUAUGCACAAGCAGUUGGUAUCAGGUACUUGGUGCAAUUCAGAUGGCAUUUGCUGAAGAGAGAUGUUUAAUGGAAAUUGUUAAACAAUAGGCGGUAGAUUAUUGUAGUCACUGGUCUAGUCAGACACUUACAUGUAGUUGCUAUAUUGCUGUUUUGCUCGCAAGUUGCAAUCAAUCAGAGAAAGUUGUGUUGCUUUCAGGCUGAGGACCCUUACAUAUGAUGUUCACUGCAAGAACUAUCUUUUAAAAUCAUGCUGUAACCACACAAUACCUUUAUCUCAAGUGGCCUCUUGUAAGUUAUUGAUUCAGGAGAUACAGAGAAUUAAGACUACACAGGAAAUUGGAUCACACAGUAAAUAAUAACAGUUGAGACUACUUUAAUGGAAAAAAUGAAAAAAUACAGUUUUUUACUGAAGGUAAAAAACAAAAUAGCAACUGAAUUUAUUGCAAUAAUGACAUACUAUUCAUUUUAUAAUUUAAAAGAGUAGGAUAUAUAAAUGUGCAAUUUAGAUAAUGCGAACCUGUCCAGUUGAGCUGGUGAGAAAAUCAACAUGUUCACAUUUGUGUAACAGUUCAUCAGUAACAUAAGCCAAAGCUAUUCUUUUGUGUUGUUUUGUACAGUUGCUACAGUUUCCUUACAAGUCACUCAAAGCACCAUUUCUGUCAUCAGUUUUAUUUUUUAUUGUGCUUUAUUGCAAACAGUGUAAAGUCAUAUAAACCAGAUCUUGAAUCGAUAUCUAAAGCCAUGAACAUUUGCUGUUCUGUUUGUAUAAUUGAUAAUUUGAGCCAAACAUUUUCUUUUGUUAUGUAUAUAGCGACUUUAAUAUAUAUCACCAGGGUGUGAGUACAUACUGUAAGUACUGUACCAACACCGUUUUCAAGAAAAGUAUAUUUUUGUGGAUUUCAGCCAAGUUUACAAGAGUAUACUGUAAAAAGUAGAUCAUUCACUGGUCAAUAUUUGCUAUUUUGUUAAUUUUACUGUAAUCUCAUCUAAAUUGAAUUGAAUUGAAUUUGUUUUUUCUCUCUUUAUUAGUGAUGACCGUUUGUCCUGAAUACAUUGUAAGAGCAACGCUGUGAGGUUGAAGUUCCACUAUUUUCUAACUUGUGAAGGAUGAUCACAAGGCUAGGGGAAAUGAGUGUUUCUUCCCUCCUAUUGUAGUUGUACACCAGCAGCUGCUAAAUGCACUGCCAAAAUUCAACCCUGAGGUCCCAGCCCCACACUGAAGAAUAAUCCAUUGUUAUUGCAUGUAGCUCAACUGUCAUCUCUCAAGUUCUUUCCACUAUCCUGUUAAUGCUUCACUGAUUUAAAGCAGAAGACAAAACGUGGCAGAAGUGGCUGCUGACCUUCAGACAAAACUGAUCAUGCCUGUGCAUACAUAUGUGGUUGUAAAUAUCAGUCCUAAUUAUGUACAAAAUACUUAUGUGUUUCCUGAAUUGGCCCCAGAAAUGAAUUGUAUCUUAUAUCAAUGCCCUAGUACUAGUAAGACUACUUUAGGCUUUGGGAGCCGGAAAAGUGAAAAUCUGAAGGCGUUGAAGAAGGUGUUGCGGCAGUUUUAUCACCACGUGCAGAGACAGGGAGGGAAAAGAAAGGCUGUGACUUGUUUUCUUCUUCAUCAUCACAGGAGCAAAUAAUUCAGCAGCUAAAUCAGAGACACAAUGUCAUCGACCCCAAUCUCACCGCUGGAUUGCACACAUUUAUAUGAGAAGUUUGCUGUACGCGAAAGAUAUCGCUCUGUAUUCACCGGGACGUAUCUUGUGUGUGCUUCUGAGGUUUCUCCGCCCCAUCAUCAGCUCCAUGGUAGUUCUCAAUAUACAACCGUAAGGAUCUAUGCAGUUUUAGCCCCAAUUCACAGCACAUAUGAAGAAUAUGAUGUCAUCAUAGGUCACGUUCAGUCCACAGGGCAUCAGGAAGAAGAGCAUCUGAGGAUUGACUGUUAGCCUCUUAUCCUGUAGUGCCACACCUGGAGUUACAUACAAUACAUAUGAUUAAAUGAUUGAUUUGGAUACCCCGGGGCAAUCUCUUCACGUUCAUAUACAUUGGUAGACAUACUUUACAUAAUAUGUAGUAAUCCAUAAUGUAAUCAAGUUUAACAAAGCAGGUGAAAAUAGCAAUAAUAAAUGGCUACAACAAAAAUAGUCUGCCUGUUUUGGCAGCACCACCUCAUAGUUGAGCACAUACUUUAGCACUUGAUAACACAUCAGGGAGUUUUGUAGUUUGUCGGUCUAUAUGCACAGUUAGGAAAUGCCUUAUCCCUAAGAAAGAUGAUACUUACCAUUUUUAUUUAAUUCUCUCUUAUUUAAAAAGAAGAAAAAAGACAAUGCAGAUAUCACUCAAACGUAACCAGAACUGCCUCUUCUCAGAAAAGACCCACAUAAGAAAAUGCCCGGUGAAUGCACGGCGAUACACUUCACUUUGCUAUUUUGGUCCACGUUGAAAUUGUGCACAACUGAUGAAUGUGAAAGAAAAAGGUUAUCAACCCGGAGAGAACUUUCUUCACUUUGCUGUGUAAAAGGACACUGCUUUGCUUCUUGGCUUUUAUAAACAGAACUAUGUGUUUGGUAAGUGUUUGUAGUUGAUAGUUCACUGAACUAAAGAAGCUGUUUUCGGUUUGGUUGCUCAGACCGUUUGGCGGCACAAGCUGGACUUUGUUGCCAAUAUUGAAAUUAUUUGUUUCAAAAUUGAAAGAAAUUUUAAGUUAACAUUUUCUUUCCCUUGAAUGUGUUAUUUUAUUUUCAUCAUACAAUAAAUAUUCAAGUGAACUUUUUAUUAAACAAUUAAGAUACUAUGCUAGAUAUUGUUGUACAAAAUUUGUAUUCAUCACAAAAGUACAAAUAUUUGCUUUUAAUGUGUAAUUUAGUUUAUCUCUCUUAUUCUGUAUAAAAUGAAGUAAAGAACUCUUACAUAGAAUUUGUUCUCCUGUGAAGUCCCAAACAGUAGAAACUGUCAACUUUAUUAAACACCUCAGUGUAUGCUCAACCUGAA